Molecule: messenger RNA, 2700 nt
Organism: Guillardia theta CCMP2712
Lineage: Eukaryota; Cryptophyceae; Pyrenomonadales; Geminigeraceae
Exons: 36
Coding region: 1-2700 (899 amino acids)
Molecular function (GO): protein binding
Source: RefSeq, a predicted model, not a curated record
AUGUUUUUCUCCAAUAAACCUUGGCAUUCGAUUGAGAAUGUCAAAGCUCAGGGAGAUUUUACUUCUUUCACUAUCAAAUUCGGAAGGGUGAAGUCUAUCAGUUUUGGUGGAAGCAUUGUCAGCAAGCCGAUCAUGGCUGGUGGAACCCCCUGGAAGGUUGUGUAUUUUCCUAAAGGAUUCACGGACCCGGAUUAUGCUUCUCUGUACAUCAUGAACGACGAGUGCGAAAGAGAUCAAGGCGAUCCAGAAAAUCCAGACAGGAUCACCAGCCAAAGUUUUGCCUCUGUGGAGUUGAAGAUGCAACCUAUUCCUCAGUUUGAUGAAGAUGCAAAAGGGAAGAAUGCAGGACAAGCCGAUGCGGAAGAAGGGGAGGAUGAAGAUGACGAUGCGAGUAUUGCAUCCAGUGCUGCGUCUCUUGCAACCGAAGCCUCCACAAAACCGGGUGGUACAAAGUCUAGAAGCCAACGGAGUGAAGGCAAAAGAAGUUUUUCCAAGAACAGUGCGACAUCUUCCAAGAUGGGACAAGCAGAUGCCAACGGUGUUGUGCUUCCUCCUUGCAUAGAAAGAUCUCUGUCCCAGCUGUUCACGAACAGAGAGCCAAGCUGGGGUGUGACUCUUUUGAUCUACUUGAGCAGCUCUGAACCAGAAAGUGCAGGUUUUGAAAAAUUAUUCGACAUAGGAAAACUCUACAACUGGAGAGAGGGAUACAUGUUAGAGUAUGGGAAAAAUCGAGAGAGAGUUCAGGAUGGUCAUAUCACGUUGGAAAUAAUCAUAUUUGCUGCCUCGGGCUUGCGACUGGAGGAGCCUCAACUUGAACCGGAGCUCACUCUGUCAGGGAGACAGAGAGUGAAUUGGGUCAUCCAUGAUCUGAAGCGCGUGGUCGCCAAAAUUGGUCCAAACAAAAAACUUUCGAGCGCUGAGUUCACAUGCGAUGGAGAGUGGUAUCUAGAUUUGUUUCCAAGUGGCUACAGGACGGAAGAACCUGAGACAAUAUCGAUCUACUUACAUUCUUCACGUAGACAGGUUGAGCUCGGGUUUGUGUCCAAAGUGUGGUUCAGAUUCGGGUUGAAGAAAGUGAAUCCUACAGAAGAGGAACAAGAUGAUCCCAAGUACGAGAAUGUCUGGUUUCCUCCUGGCUCCUCAUGCGUAUCAACUUUCACGCCAUCUAAAAAGUGCUUUGGAAAGCAAAAUGCUUUCAAAGUUUCAGACAUUGUCGAAGGAAGGAACGGCAACAAGAAACUUUUCCUUUACGGAAAAUAUGAUGCUGGCGGAGCUGUUGCUUUUGUUCUGGACCUGCUGAUAACAGACGACGAAAGUUGGCAAGUCCAACACAUGCUGCACGAGAUCGAAGCCUUUGGCUACAAGCAGAACAGGUGCAAUGAGACGGGUGAAGAGCUCAAAGCAGAUUGGCUUCCUGGAGGAGGAAAAGUGAUUUGCUACCACUGCGGAAAGGCAUUCUCCAAAGAAGUGACAAAUUACCAAGCAAGGAUGGAGGAAUUCGGGUAUGAAAUUGGAAGAGAGUACAUCACAGAUAUCCUCAUGCGCGAAGAUGAGCACUGGCUGGAUGGAGUCUUGAGAGCUGUCAACAUCCCCGAUAGAAUCGACCAGGCAGUGAAGUCGAUCACGCACAACAUCGCUCGUAUGAGACUCAAGAAGGAGCAAGACGAAGAAGAGGAUCAUAAUGAAGAUGAAAUCGACGAAGGGAACAUGACGUUGGAGCAAAAGAGCAAGAAAGAAAAGGAAAAAGCGCUGCAGAAGAAAUUCGAAGACAAGAUCAAGGCAUUAAGACUUGAAGUCGAGGAUUCGCAUUUUUCCAAACCUGUUUGCUCAAAGUGUGCAGAGAAGCGAAAAGCCCUUCAAGCAUGCAAAGAAAUUUAUGCCAACGAGCCGCCAGAAAAGAGAGGCAAUUGGCAAUGCCCCGACCAGAAUGCCUUGACCACUCUGUUUCCUGAUGGCUCCGAGGCCUUUGUGCCAAGAAAUGCCCGAAAGCAAUCUCAAGAGAAAAACAACUUUCGAAGCGGGUGGAAAGGAAUCUGGGAGAUUUACGACAAGAAAUACCAGGGAAUGAAGGAGGCGAUGGCUCAGAUCAACAUCAAAGGCGACGCCGUGCUCCAUGCUGCUGACGAGUGGAUCAAGAAGAGGUUGGGGCGUAACAAGGACAUGAACCCAGCCGACCUACCCGGUCGCAACGCUCUCACGCUAGUUAGAGGAAACCGAUUCGUAGAGCCCAUGGAGCUCUGCCGGCAGUGCAACGGGAGAGUCAACCGGGAUGGGAUCACGCCGGACGAGGACGAGGACGCGCCCAAGGACUACUUCUGCGACGUUCGCUUCGAUGUCGUCAAGCCCCCCAAGGCCAUCUACUGCCUCUACUCCGGCAAAAUCUUCUGCGAGUUCUGCGCGGAUCCCAAGAAGCAUCUCUAUGCUCUCCCGCAGUUCGAGAUGAACCCGUCGCAGGCCGAGCUCGUGCAGGUGUCGCAGAACUCGCUCGAGGUCCUGCAGAAGACCGUGACGAGGAUACAACCCGUGUCGAAGAAGGAGGAGGAAGAAAUCGUACCCAAGGGGAGGAGAAACAUCGAAGUGGAGGAAGAGGACGGAGACGACGAGCCGGCCUUCAUCACCCUCUUCCGCAAGUUUCCCAUCUGUGGCAACCAGAUAGCCGACAAGUUGGCGGACCAGAUAGCCGAAUGGACAGGAGAGUGA